Messenger RNA from Endocarpon pusillum Z07020, 1416 nucleotides. RefSeq lists its product as uncharacterized. The coding region runs from base 1 to 1416 and encodes 471 amino acids. NCBI's taxonomy places the organism in Eukaryota, Fungi, Ascomycota, Eurotiomycetes, Verrucariales, Verrucariaceae. The transcript is spliced from 2 exons. Gene Ontology annotation, molecular function: FAD binding; oxidoreductase activity. The record is from RefSeq and is a predicted model, not a curated record.
AUGGUUUCUGAGAGUACUGGACAAGGCCCUGCUGUGGUUGCAGAGGCUAAUCCCGCGUUCUGCGACCAAAUUCGAAAUAUCCCAUGGAUUGAUACAGCAUCAGUUGAAUAUGAGGCGAAGCGAAAGAUUUACCAGCGUGACAACGUUGCCACACCCCACGCUAUAGCUUGUCCCCGAAAUACAGAAGAUGUGGCAGCUUUGGUGCGGCACUCGAUCGAAGCCAAUAUACCUAUUACUGUUCGAUCUGGUGGGCAUGACUUGUUUGGCCGCUCCAUUGUCGAGUCCGCUCUGUGCAUUGACAUGCGUGCCAUCGACUUUGUAGAGAUUGCUCAAGACAAGAAGUCGGCCAGAAUCGGGGGUGGUAUACGCUUUGAAAAACUCGCCGAAGAGCUAAGUAAAGAGGGUCUUGUAUGCCCUUUUGGCACUGUCCCGAGUGUGGGGUUUGUCGGAUGGGCAAGUCUCGGAGGAUACGGAGCUUUGAGUGGGCAAUACGGACUAGGAGUCGAUCAGAUCAUUGGUGCGGAAGUUGUUAAUGCAAAUGCGGAGAUAAUCCAGGCGGACGAAGAGAUGCUGAAAGGCAUCAGGGGUGCUGGUGGUAACUUUGGCAUAGUAGCCGGACUUCGGAUUAAGGUCUAUGAGCUCAAAACUCUCCUUGCGGGGCUAAUCGUCCUAGAUCCCAGUACGAAAGGGGUGGCGGAAACGUUCGCAGACUUUCUCACUGGUCUCCAGUCGCUCAUGGCUUCAGGUCAAUGCCCAGCCGCGGCCGGACUCGACCCUGCCAUAGUCAAUCAUCCGCAGAGGGGCCAAACAGCUCUCGUCACUUUCGUGUGGUCGUCCCCUGACCACUCUGCAGGAAGGGCUUUCCUUGAAAAGCUGCUUACAUUAGCCCCUGUGGCCAUGCAGAAUGUUGGAGAAACCAGUAUGCCUGCCUGGUUGAAGACGCUUGAAGCAUUCUGUCCCUAUGGCAUCUUUGGUGGUGAUAGAGGUAUCAGUUUUAGAAAAUUGACUCCCAAAAUGCUGGCAAUACUUCGUCGCCAUAUGGAGAAUAUGCCCUCGGAUCCGGCAACUACUAUCGCUAUUCAUCCACUGAGCCGUACCAGUCCGUCCGCCACGGACCCCAACCUGAAGAGGGGCUCGUGUUUCAAUCCAGAGGCACGGCAGGAACAUUUCCUUCUAGAGCUCAUCGGUUCCACCCUCGAACAAAGUAACUCGCCAAAAUCACAGAAAUGGAUCAAGGACGCGUACAAUGAGCUCAAAGGAAGUGGAGAUGCCAUGGACGGGUCGUACAUUGCCCUUACACAUCCUGAGGAUAUGUGCUUGGAAAAGAUCUACGGGGCAGCAUGGGAGGACUUGUUAGCGUUGAAGAGAAGACUGGAUCCCAAGGGGUUUUUCAGGAACGCAGUUCCCAGGAUGUAG